Messenger RNA from Rana temporaria (common frog), 1440 nucleotides. RefSeq names its product olfactory receptor 6N1-like. Gene Ontology annotation, biological process: G protein-coupled receptor signaling pathway. Bases 1 to 1005 code for a protein of 334 amino acids. Gene Ontology annotation, molecular function: olfactory receptor activity; G protein-coupled receptor activity. The record is from RefSeq and is a predicted model, not a curated record. NCBI's taxonomy places the organism in Eukaryota, Metazoa, Chordata, Amphibia, Anura, Ranidae. Gene Ontology annotation, cellular component: membrane. The transcript has 2 exons.
AUGCACCUCAUCCCCGAGUGUUCAUGGGUUAAUGAAGAUUACUUGAAAUCAAUAGCUUCUUCCAAUGCAACUUUUACCCAAGUGACGGAAUUUGUCAUUUUCGGAUUCCAGAGCCUCCAGAAUUACCACAUUUUGCUUUCUUGUGUAUUACUUUGUAUUUACCUCCUCACCCUCUCUGGCAAUGGCAACAUCUUCUUCUUGGUCAUCUUUGACCAGCAUCUCCAUACCCCAAUGUACUUCUUUGUUUGCAACUUGUCCUUUUUAGAUAUGAGUUACACCUCGGUAACCAUCCCGAAGAUGUUGGCCAAGUUCCUGAUGAACCUGGAUACCAUUUCCUACAAUGCCUGCUUCACACAGAUGUAUAUUUUCCUGUCUUUAGGAGCAACAGAGUGUCUACUCCUGGCUGUAAUGGCCUAUGAUCGCUACAUAGCUAUAUGCUCACCCUUACACUACCAAACCAUCAUGACAAGACGAUUGUAUUUAACACUCUCAGCUGUAGCUUGGUCUGGGGGCUUUGCAUCUCCACUCACAACCGCACUUCUUGCCUUAAAGUUACCUUAUUGUGGUCCCAAUAUCAUCAACCAUUACUAUUGUGAUCAUCCUCCACUGCUCCAGUUGGCCUGUGCCAACACAUCCUUCAAUGUAGCUGUAGGGUCUUCCAUGGCUGCCAUUGUCAUUUUGAUAAGCUUUAUUUUAGUUGCCUUAUCAUAUGUUAAAAUUAUUAUAGCAAUCCUCAAAAUCAGUUCCCAUGCUGGUCGUAAGAAGACAUUUUCCACCUGCGCCUCUCACUUUGCAGUGGUGAGUUUAUUUUUCCUGCCCGUUAUCUUCAUGUACGUUCGUCCAAAAGCCUCCUACUCAUCAGAUGUGGACUCUUUGGUGUCCUUUUUAUAUACAGUGUUAACUCCCAUGAUGAAUCCCUUUAUAUACAGCCUGAGAAACAAGGAUAUCAAAGAGGCUUUCCAGAGGAAAAUAAGCUGCAAGUAUGCGUUUUCCAACACUGCAUAGAUUCUAUUUAUAGAAUACCUUUUGGGUUGGAUAAACUGUUCUUAUCUUUUUUGUUUUGUUAAUAUUUUGAAGCCAGUUGCUUAAUACUGUUAAAAUCUACAUUUGGACAAAACGUUCAAACAACAUGACACUGCUGCAGCCACAUGCAACUGCUUUAGUAGGCUAGGCUGCCAAUACGUUCUACUAAGAAACAAUACUGUAUCUGAGGAGCACCAAUUCAAUAAUCAAAGACUUGUUUGAGGUCAAAGACACAAAUCCAUCAGGUACACAUGAUUAAGCAACUCCUGGUACAAAACACAUCAAGGAGUUCCAAAAGUUUGAAAGUUAAGAAAGUGAAGCCACCACACACCAACACAGCCUGAAGUGUAAGGUCGACAAACAAACACGGCUUCAGCUUGGCUCCAUCCAAGCCAUGCCCCCAAAUGGUCCAGAAGC